GUCAGAUUUUGUUGCAAAAUUUUGUGAAUUGCGAGUAGUUUUAUUUGAUUUUAACUACAAAUAGUGAGAUUCUCUAACGAAGAUCUCUACGUUUGUUAUAAAGCAAGUAAUAUCAUGAAUUCUUAAAGUAUAGGAAGUACGUUACCGCGUCUACUUUUCAGGGAAAAUGGAUGGCCAGAAUCAAUCUACUGUUCAGCGCGACAAUGUGGAAACGGUAACAGCCGUUGGUAAUUCUUGGAUAGUAUGCCGGUCCAAGUCCCAUGGUGGUCGAAUUUAUUACUUCAAUACCCUAACUGGUGAAGCAGCAUGGAACUUAAGUGAUCAAGAAAUUGAAAAGGCAAAAGCAACAACAAGUAUUGUAGGUUCAAAGUUUGAAAGCUGCCCUGAACCAAAGGAACCUCCUAUUGACAGUGUCAAAACUUCUAUAAGUCCACCAAAUACAAAAAUACAGUAUGUCCCUUCUAGAGUGUACAACAAACAGGUUAUAAAUAAUCAGUUUCCUAAGGAAGCAAUUGCGCCAAUGCAAGCCUACUAUGCUCCUGAUUCAGUGGCUGUACAUAACAAUGGCAAUCCAAACGCAUGGGGUCUUCCACCGGACUACCAAAUCCUCCAAGUUAUUGCACCUAAACCUCCAGCACUCCAUCCGUUACCAGAAAUAGACAAUGAUAUCGAUAACAGCUUAGAGCAGCCAGUAAUUGUUCAAAAUACGUCAUUGCCUCUAACACAACGCUACAAUCAAAUGCCACACACAAAUACCAUAAAUAGAAAUUUUGGUAUUGGAAAUGGACCCAACAAAUUUAUACCACAGAAUAAUAGAAAUGAAUGUUUUGGCCAAAGGAAUGGUAAUCCAUAUAAUAAAUUUAAUAGGUUUAGUGACCAAAGGGAUUUGCGUCAACGGUUGACUGCAAAGAGAUUAAAUAAUGCAUGGAACAAUGUCAAUGACAAUUACCAAGAUGAAGAAGUCAGUAACAGUCAGUCACCAAGGAUACAAAUAAUGAAGCCAAAGUUUGCCAAUGUAGCAUGUAGUGAUGCAGAUGACAUUUGGUUAAAGGAACAUUCAACUGUUAGAGGUACUCAAUUGGUUUUAAAUGUGGACCCUCUAAAGAAACUUGUAACUGGUAAUGUCAACUCCAGUUUGUAUGUUGUGGCCGACCCUGGUGUUUUGUUUAACCACAUCAAUUUGAUUAUUAGUGUUGUAAAUUCUGAUGAAAAGUGCCAGCUUAUGAUCCCUGUCUCUGUAAUGGGGACACUUCAAAACAGAAGUAGAGCUUUUGAUACACAUAUUUUUAGCAGAGCACAUCAAUGUUUACAAAUUCUCUCCCAACAAAUUAGUGCUGGUAAAGCUGUCUUAGGAAGAGACCUCACAAGUGACAGUAAUGCAUAUGAUUUUUGUUGCAAAUUAAAAGCAGAACAUAAUGUGGUUCUCAUAUCGAACAAUAUUCGAUGGAGAAGAAAUAAUGAUAACACCAUAACUAUACUCAGUGCUCAAGAACUAAAAGAUACGCUAUCUAAUGUGCAUCCACCAAAACGAAUAUUAGGCGACCAUAAUAUUGAAAUUACAAUACCUAAUCUUCAAGCAAAUGCCGCAAAAUAUUCAAAAGCGAUGUCUGUAGGGACUCAGUUUGAUGUGUAUGAAAAAGAGUGCAUUGGAACUCUAACAAGUAAUACGUUUACUGCCACUAGUAACUUACUUAGUAAACCAACAUCAAAGAAUGCUGUUGAUAUUGGAAUACAAACUGACCAGUUACCAGAACUUCAGAGCUCACCGAAACUGAGUUCCAUGGGAGUAAACACUGAAACAUGUAAUUCAAGUAAUGUCAGUGAAGAAAGCAAAGAUCGGCAAAAUAGAGAUGUUGUGGAUUCCAAUGAAAUACCUAAACGAAGAGAAAUACGACUGAAAAGGAACAUCUCUCAUCAGCCAGCAACGGGUAAUAAUGGAGAAAAGAAACAAUUCAAAUGGCGGAGAAAAAGAAUUGCAUCAGCUCCACACGAUAAUACAACAGAUGAGAAAUCGACGACAUUUAGCGAUCAUUCUUCCAAUACAGAAGGUCAAACUCAUACCAAACAGGCGGGCCCAGAACCUAGAUUUGAGAAUAUAUUCCCUCAUGAAACUAGAAAUUCUUACUUCGAACCCAUUGAUGGUAGUGAAACCAGUAGCUCAUGUUUCAUACAAAAAAGUGUUGAUGAAAAAAUCGUUAUCGAAGAGACUUCUACGUCUGGAGUAAUUUCCAAUACGGUCAGUAAUGUUGAUUCUGAAAGCAUGCACAAUGAAGAGAUUUAUAACAAACUAAACAAUGAACAAAAGGAUUUAUACAAAUGCGUGAUGUUCGAAGUCGAAAGCCCUACCAUGGAAGAGUAUUUAAAAAUGAGGAGUGAUGAGUGGGUUUCUAGAUUUGUUCAAAUAAUGGAAGAGGUUUUGAGUCAAAUAUUACAACAAAGACCUACAUUUUUUAAUCGCAUGUUACCACCUCCUUGGACAAUACAUGAAGCAACUGAAUGUAUCAAAAAGAAAUUUGAAAAUGAUCCUGAUGUAAAUGAUGCGGCAAAUAUGUUAACUAAAGUUCUGUUUAGAAUCAGCGAUGGCAGAGGUAAUAUUAGCGUGAAUUUGAAACCAUCAGAGUUCAUGGAAUUGUAUAGUUACGGUGUUUAUUUGGUCGACGCAUUGCAGUCUGUCAGCAACAUUGAAGACCUUCAAACAGCCGCAGAUUCCUUAGCCAAACUGUUAAGUGAUAUUACCGACCCAAACCUCGAUACCAGUCACACGGAAGCCUUUUUGGAUACUUCCCAUCAUCGUUCUGCAAAUAACACAGAUGUCAGCAUCGAUAAACCACACAAUGAUAACACAAGUGAAACACCGAAACCCGAUGAAAAUAAGCUACCUGUUUUUAAAAGCCCAAAAAGUUCUGAUAAUAAUGCUGAAAUAAAGAAAUACAAUCUCAGAUCCAAUCGAAAAAGAGCAAUGGAGGACGAAGAAAGGACUGAACAACCCGUCAAAUUCAUUAGAAAGAUUGAUAUUGAAUCUACAUUUUUCACAAGUUUGAAACUUCAGAAAAAUCAGGACAGCCCAAACGUCGCCAUAAAUUUUUUGACUCGUUCUGCUGCAUGUCAUAAUACUUUAUCGAAUACUGUGCACGAAAAACCUAUAAAUAGUUUAAACAAUGAUGAGACAAAUGAAGCUAAAACUGAAAUAGAUAAGCCAAUUAACGAGCCAAAAAUAAUUAGGAAUUUUAGCAAGUGUCUAGCCGAGUACGAAGAGAAGUUAAAAAAUAAACAAAAAGAAUCGUUACCUAUGGAUGCUAUGGAUGCACAUUUCUCUAACAGUGAUGAUGGUUAUGAGGAUUACUAUGACUAUGAUUAUGGAUACCGCGAUUUUGAUAAUGUUGAGGAUUUCGAAGACACUGAAUACUAUGGUGAAGGAGAUGAAUCUCAAUUAUGUGACGAAAAGAAUGUCGACAAAAAUGGAAAUUCUUAUUUUGAAUGUUUUAUCCAUAAAUUUUUCAAUGAAAUCCAGGAAACAUUUUUAGAUGUGCAUUCGUUUUGUGCAAAGUUUAAAGAAGAACUAAGUGUUUCCAAGACGUUAAGUUCUCCAAGAAAGUUUGAAGUACAAGACAAAGCUGAGAAGGCGCGGUUACAUAUACAAAUACUUCUUUGUUCCUUAAAAACCAUACUUUCUCGGGAGAAGAUUGUCGGUGGAAAAAAAAUUCUGAAUAUUUUCAAAGAGGUUGGAUUUCACCUUGAUGCCAAUAAGUCUAUUGAGUACAGGGAUAUCAUCGCACAGUAUUCGAGUCAAGCCAACACUCUCCUAGAAGCAGUCAAUGUAGUUAUUGAAGCCGUAAAGUAGCCAAAUAGUAUCUCUUUGUAAGUAUUUUGUUAUGCAGAGAUGAACUGAAAGUGCAAAAGGAAGUGAUAUCUCUUUUAUUAUAAUUUUUUAUUGACUCUCUUAACUGUAAAUACAUGACUGUUGAUUCUUUUUAAAGUUGUAAGUAUUCAGUAAAUGUUUUACAUUUU
Molecule: messenger RNA, 4008 nt
Organism: Ostrinia nubilalis (European corn borer)
Lineage: Eukaryota; Metazoa; Arthropoda; Insecta; Lepidoptera; Crambidae
Exons: 15
Coding region: 167-3841 (1224 amino acids)
Source: RefSeq, a predicted model, not a curated record